Molecule: messenger RNA, 312 nt
Organism: Arachis stenosperma
Lineage: Eukaryota; Viridiplantae; Streptophyta; Magnoliopsida; Fabales; Fabaceae
Product: citrate-binding protein-like
Exons: 1
Coding region: 1-312 (103 amino acids)
Source: RefSeq, a predicted model, not a curated record
AUGCAAGUUUUUGGGGCACAUCCGAAGAGAGCCACCACUCUUAUGUUGAGAAUGAUUGACGGUUGGCUUGCAUAUUAUGGGGGUCCAUUCCUGGUUCCAAACAUGUGGGAGAGAUGGUUCCGUUUGAAUGUGAUCCAUGAUGUGGAGGCCUCCAUCGUGAAGGUUUAUGUUGAUGGUGUUCAAGUUUUUCAACUACCUGGUCAUGGUGGUUCCUUCCACUACUUCAAAUUUGGGAUUUAUGCACAACCUAAUGCUUCCUACUACAUGGAAUCCCGCUGGAAAGGAAUUAGAGUUCUCAAGAAAGAUUAUUAG